ACCUCUCCAUUCUCUCUAAUUUCAUUAACAUCCACAAAACUCACUCAGAAAAUGGCAAACAGCCACCUUACCAUCACCAUUUUUGCUUUCUUGCUGCUCAAGUUAUCAUAUUUCCCUUCAACAUCAGCUUAUGAAACUGGUUCAAUCAAACCGGGAUUGAACCGAGUUGAUGUAGUUGUAGAAGGUAAAGUGUACUGCCAAAGCUGUGAUCAUUUCGGUUCAUGGUCUUUAACUAAAGCCGAACCGAUCCCUUCCGCUAAAAUUAGUGUAAUUUGCAAAAACUACUUGAAACAAGUUAGUUUUUAUAAGGCAUAUCAAACUGAUAAAAAUGGCUAUUUCUAUGCACAGCUUGAUGGAUUCAAGAUUGGAAGUAAUAUUUUAGAUCAUCCUCUUCAAUCUUGUAAAGUUAAGCUUGUUUCGUCUUCAAUUGCUCAUUGUAGUCUUCUUUCGAAUGUAAACUACGGAAUUGAUGGCGCUCCUCUUCGAUUUGAAAGCAAGAUUCUUCGGAGAAAUCGUUACGAUGUUGCCGUUUACGCUGCUGGUCCGUUGGCUUUUCGUCCUGCCAAUUGCCCUCCUGAAUCUCAUGUUUGAUGUUUCUACAUUUUGAUUUUGAUGUGUUUUUGAAGUCUGUUUUUGUUGAUCUUAACUGUAUUUAACUAUGUUGUUGAUUUUGUGAUUUGAAUGAAAUGUUACUGCAGUUGAAUGCUA
Molecule: messenger RNA, 708 nt
Organism: Mercurialis annua (annual mercury)
Lineage: Eukaryota; Viridiplantae; Streptophyta; Magnoliopsida; Malpighiales; Euphorbiaceae
Product: non-classical arabinogalactan protein 30
Exons: 1
Coding region: 52-591 (179 amino acids)
Source: RefSeq, a predicted model, not a curated record